GGUACACGGAACUGGCCCGGUGCUGCAGCACGUAGGUUUCGCUUCGCGCCGAGCGUCGCAUCAUAUCGUCGCGCUUGGCUGUCUUACGUGAGGCUUCGCACGUAACGACCAGUCAGCAGCCUCGCCUAGAACUGUCAACGAGCUGCAUCGCAGACGGCAUACGUGCGCGGGUGUCGCUCUUCGCGGACGUUGCGUGAGCGCGCGCGCGGGCCGGGUCAAGGUGACUCAGCGCCCGCCGUGUGCACACCAAUCCGCGGGAAAAUCUGCGCUGGCGCUGGCGCGGCCCGCGGCCUCGCAGACGGGAGGAGCCGGCGAGCGCUGACCCAGUUCGCGGAACACCUCGCAGCGAUGCGCGCGCCGCCCGCCGCCGCCGCCGCCACAGCUCCUGGCUCUGGCCGCGGCCGUGCCUCAACAGCCAGUCGCCCGACAGGACGCGCCGUCUACGCAUCGCUCCCCUCCACUGGCGUCGCUGCUGUAGAGAUGCGGCCCGCCACCACCACCAGACACCUGCAGUCCGUCAGGAUCGUCAUGAUCGCCGUCGAGCUGGUGCUAUCGUGCGCGUGCGCAGUGGUGCUGCUGCCGAUGCUGGACGAGUGCUGGCGCAUGCGCACGAGCGUCGUGCAGAUGACGGCGUUCAGCUGGUACUCCUUCACGGCCGUGACGCGCCUUAUCUCCUACCUCAACCGCGAUUUCAUGCCGCCCAAGAUUGAGCGGCUGCACGUGAUGGCCGGCGUGGCGCUGUUCUCGGUGUCGGGCGCGCUGGGCGUGGACGGCGCGUGGCGCGGCGGCCGCUGGGAGGACCGCGAGCUGGCGGCGGCCGUGCUGGCGCUGCUGGCGGCGCUGCUGCUCAUGGCCGACGUGGCCGCCUCCUACGGCGGCGCGCGCGCGCUCGACCGCGACCCGCCGGCCGCCGGCCCGCCGUACUGCUCCGUGCGCUCCGCCGCCUCCGCCGACGACGCCGACGCCGAAGCCGCCGACGACGCGCCGCCGCCCCCCUACGCGGUCGCCGUCGCCAGCCGCCCCGGCUGCCCACCCGCGACGCGAUGACCGCAGGCCGACGUCACAGCCUCCGCUGCUUCUUCUCCUCCUCAACAAUUACGCUGCGCGCAACGCUACGGCUGCCGGAUCUCCGGAGCUUACGCUGCGCAGCGUUCUACUGCCAAACGAGAGACUGCUGUGUACAGAGUUACGUGACAUGUACCUGUCUGUGUUACGAAAGCACUGAUUUUGCGUCCAGUGACAUUUCCUCACAAUCUGUGUCGAAAACGCUUAAAUUUGAGAUGUCUUAGUGCCCUAAAUUCUCAUCGCUGAGUCAAUCACAACAGAGAGAACACUGCUAUUGCGGAUGUUUACACAGGAACACAUUCACAAUGACUUCAUAGCCCACAUCACGUCGGAAGGCGCAGGCAGCGCAGAAGGUGGGGAGAGUGUCAUUAGCUCACGAGCCAAAGGGAGGACAAAAGCCUUCCAUGUAGCCAACUAAGCUUGAGCAACUGUUGUUGGGGACACCAGAGAUAAAACUAUAUCACCAGUACACUAUGGAACGCAUUAUCGCCGUCGUUGUUCAGGGCGAGCCAUAUGGAGGUAAAACGUCCUGGCAGAUUAACACUGUGUGCCGGACCGAGACUCGAACUCGGGACCUUUGCCUUUCGCUGGCAAGUACUCUACCAACUGAGCUAUCAAAGCACGACCCACGCCCCUUAUUCUUUCAGGAGUGCUAGUUCUGCGAGGUUCGGAGGAGAGCUUCUAUGAAGUUUGGAAAGUAGGAGACGAGGUACUGGCGGAAGUAAAGCUGUGAGGACAAUUCAAAACAGGGCCGCCUUCCGAUGUGACGCGCGUAACACUCGAAAGCACGGUCAGUGGCAAACGCAAUGGACUUCUCAAGUGGUAAGACGUGACCGAGAACCAAUACUGACCGGUGGUGAAUGUGUUGAGGACUAAGUGGAACCUAAGUUACCUAUACAGGACGAUAAAAAAGAAACUGAGCUGUAUACGACGCCUCGAAGGACGUCUUUACACGACGCAGUGACACGUGCUUGUGAACUGGAAAUCAGAAAAAGGAUCAGUAUGAGAAAGAACACCAGCCCAGUACGUGCAGCAUCUCGCUGUAUCAGGCAGUUAUUCUGGAAAUGAGACACAUUACAGUGUGUAACACAGUAUUUAGCUUAACUUAAAUUCAGAAAAAAAAAUCCUCUCCAAAGCUGAGCAGGAACAUCAAGAUACCAAAAGCCGUUUUCGGCAGGCGUAGCAUUUUAUUGCAGAAGAGUGUGUAGGUGAAGUUGUUCCCGCCUUGCUGAGGAUGUGAAGAUGAUAGCAGUGCAGUGAUUUCUACGUAUUUGAUGACGUGUAGACUGUGUAAGCAGCUUUUAGUAUUUGAGAAACACAAAUAUGCUUGUGUUUGGCAACACUGUACAAGGCAUAUGAUCCCUCAGGUUAAGGAAUUGUCGAAACCGUCCUGUGAUGAAAUCCCUUUUCUGUGAUUUUGAUCAGUGAGUACUUAAUGUGUUCCUGUACUUUGCUGACUGAUUGUAGUAAAUAAUUAACUUAUUUGUACCUGUUAUCAAUGUCAUUUACAAAAAUAAAAAUGUCAUUAUUAAUGUUUGA
Messenger RNA from Schistocerca gregaria, 2604 nucleotides. RefSeq lists its product as uncharacterized. NCBI's taxonomy places the organism in Eukaryota, Metazoa, Arthropoda, Insecta, Orthoptera, Acrididae. The record is from RefSeq and is a predicted model, not a curated record. Bases 349 to 1047 code for a protein of 232 amino acids. The transcript has 4 exons.